Molecule: messenger RNA, 7191 nt
Organism: Lineus longissimus
Lineage: Eukaryota; Metazoa; Nemertea; Pilidiophora; Heteronemertea; Lineidae
Exons: 3
Coding region: 907-1974 (355 amino acids)
Cellular component (GO): membrane
Source: RefSeq, a predicted model, not a curated record
UGCUGCGCAUCGGAGAUGCGCAGUGAGCCUUAAAUGCUGUUUUUAUGUUGUGAUUGAGGACUUAUCAGGUCGAGGUGGUCGAAAGGAUAUCGAAUUAUUGUGCAUACUAUCGAUAUUUUAGGGAUAUCACAUAUAUCAAACAACAGCUAAUGAUUAAUCCCUCAGUUUUUCUGAGGUGAGAAGAUGUACCAGAGGUGGCCUAAUCACGACAGGUAAAGAGCAUCAUCCAGAGUCCGGAAUAUCGGCUACGCCCAAGAUGGGUUAGUUAUAUUGUCUCGAUCACGUUGAUUCAUGGAAAGAAGUUCGUACUAACGAACGAAAGGGGAUCAGGACUUUAUAAGUAAGGUUCACGAAACAGCUGAAGCUAAAGAACUUUUGCUCAGGAAUCCGCCUUCAAUCUCAGGGAAACAGAUUGAAGCCAAGACCUCGAGUGAACUCGGAAGGAUCUGAACACAUCGGGUGUUGCGUCUGAUACAUUUGUUACAAGUGAUCGACCAAAAUAGUUACAAGUUCUUUUUACCACUAGGACAUUCAAGGUAGAAAUCUUUGCCAAAGAAAACAACAAUCGAUCGAGGGUUUCCUUUCUGUGGGAGAAAAAAGACAAAACUUGUCAUCUAACAUAUCAUCCAGAACCAGUGAUUUCUAUUGGUGCUUGAAACGGCACAAAAAGCGCCCACGAUUCUUGUUACAAACGCGAUUGGAAGCAACAUUAUCUUGGCCAAUAUCGGUAAUUGUCAAAAAAGGCAAAGGUUAUACGUUUACACAGAUUAGCUCAUAUUACAACACGGGUACCUCUUUUAGAAUGCAUACUUCUCUACGAACGUGGGCGUGAAAGGGAAAACGAAAUCAUAGCUUUAAUGUGAAAAAAACUGUGACCUUUUGUGUUACGUGUAAUCUUAAGAAACAAUGGAUGGAGAUAAAGAAAGUGAUGUACAAGAGGCAGGAGAAACCGUGUUGGAGCUUGAUGAGGUUCCACCGGAUGAUCUCCCAGCUUUACAACGCCUCUUGGACAGUGGAUUAGAGGAUCUAGACCCCGACACGCAAAUAAGACACAGUGGGAAAAAUUUGGAUAAUCUUGAUAUUGAAUUGGGGAUAUACACAGACACUGAACACUCGAGUGAACGCAGGUUGUUAGAGCGUGAGCUGGAGCUCGUUCCGCAGACGUCACCCACGGGUGAGCAGACGUCAUUGGGCGAUUCUCAGGGCAGGGACACGCUCCGGACGUCAAGCGACCGGAGCAGCUCUCCGCGCGCGAAAUGGGAGUCUCGGCGGCAUGGCCACGGCUUUCUGUCGUCUGAUAGCGGCUUUGGAGCAGACGAUUCCACUGACAAUGCAGGGCAACAUUCCGUCAUGUUGGAACCAAAAGUGACAAUAAAAACUGGAUCCUCCGUGAGCGGCGAUUCGCGGCAUCGGGAGUUUCCAAGACCACCAAAAUACCUACCUCUGGCUAUCUUAGUUAGUUUCGGUAAUCCACCACUAGGGCUGCUAGCAGUCAUGUUUUCCAUUCUCACGGAACGUGACGUCAGAAAAGGAGACCUUCAGGAGGCAAAACGAAAAUCCAAAAUCACCAUGCUGACGAUAAUCAUGGCUUUUGCAGUGACUAUUUUGACGGUUGUGGUGGCAUUGAUAGUGUGCACUGCACAGAACAAACUACCAUUUCCGAAGUACGUUGUUAAACCCAGAAACGAAAGUUAUUCGAUAGCUACCUCGGCUCCAGAUGUUAAUACCCCUGAGGGUAAGGGGAAGAAGAAGGAGAAAAAGAUGCCAGCGUUUUUGAAAUCCCUGGUCAAUUUGGGCGGCGAUCCCGAGGGCGGUGACCCUGCUUCCUCGGAUGCCGGGGAGCCGCCCAGGGACACUCAGGAACAACCACUCAUACCGCAACUGCCUCAAGGAAACGAUACGAACCCUUUCCUAGGAUGGAAAGUGACAAACGGAACGUUGCUAGAUCUGCGACAGAAGCUAUUUCAUAAAUAGAGAAAUGACUCUUCAAUAAAUCCCAAAACAUAACGGCAGUAGAGUGGAAUAUUGUAAAAGGUAAAGGAAGUUACGCCGCAUCCAAAGAACUUGCAGUCGGGGAAUUUGUCAUCAGUUAUGAAUCGAUUGUGGUUGAAUACGGGUUGCAUAAUUGUAAAACAGCUUUUGAAGUUUGUCGUCUGCAAGCUUUUGUAAACGGCAAGACUGUGGAUGGUUGUAUUUUGAAAGUAAGAAAGCGCCUCCCUCAACGCUGCUCGGCACAAUGUCGUUCGCAAGGGCAUGGAUGCGAACAGUAAAACAGGAAAUUCGGUGCUGCAAUAGGCUUGAUUGGUGAUAAUUUUAUAGGUGCAUGUUUGCUAUGUUUUGGGAUGCAUCGGCCUGACCGGCCGGAAGUGGUCUGUUAUGAUAUUCUGGUUCCUGUUGUGCUAAUAGGUGUCAUGCGUUGAAUGACGUCAUUCAGGCGAAAGCUGGAACUCUUAAUUGCUUUCCUACAACCAAUAUUGCCCCAAAUAAGGCUUUAUUGCAUCUUUUCACUUGAUCUUUUUGGAGGAAAUAUUCCCAUGGAGCCCACCAGGUACCCUCAUGACGUCACAUCUUGUCGCCUUUUCUUGUUAAAACAGGAACUAGUCGAUCUGAUACGAUUACCUCAGAGGGCGCGUUCAAUUUGUUGAUUUUUAGGCGAUCAACCUCAUAUCAGGGUAAAACAGAUGGUGGCGUACAUGUACGUGAUUUUUCAUGUUCCCUUACGUAUACCCUGGUGUCGAGGUUGAUGGUGUGAAUAACUUGAUAAUUUGAACGUGCCUGGAGCAAAAUAAAACGGGUAUUUGAUGUACAUGUUCGAUAUUUUAUUAUUGUUUGGAAUUUGUGACGUUUUGUUUGUAUAAUGUACCAUUUCAUUGACUUCAUCGGCAACUAAAACGUCUCUUCCAAGGCCUUCGUAAAUUAGUAAAGAGACAAGAGCUGUGAACUGAAGAAUACCGAAGUAUAGGCCAAUUAAACGUGUUUUCAACAUUCCUGUCAACCAUUUUGGAUUUUGGCGGCCAUUUUGGAUUUGAGACGAAGUCCAGGAUCGCCCCCAAUUUUAUUUGAAAGAGAAUGGUUUCAGGAGACAGGAUGGCGCUUUGAGCUGCGGUGGCAACAUAUUGGAUGCGGUGGCUAAUUAAUUACCAGGAAAAUGCUUAGAAAAAUACUGGCUUCACUAUUCUGUAUUCUUCAUGUUCGCCUCUGCCAUUUUGUUUUUUAUUGUGUAUAUAAUAGAUGUUUAAUGAAAAUUAACCAUUGAGGCCUACAAUGUAUAAUAAUGGUUAUUUUAGCUCAGGUUUUAUACUGGAGUUCUGAGUAAUCUAAGGCAUACAAUUUGAUGAAAUGCAGGGGCGAAUUCACAGAACGAGGGAUAAGCUUCGAGCAAACAAGGCUUCUGAAAAUGGUUCCGCGUGGUCUAGUCUUCCAGAGACUUCAGAUGCUUAUAAGGGCAUACCAAACUAUUGUACCGAGGGAUCCUCGUUUGAUCUCGAAGUAUCCAGAGGUGGGUUCAAAUAGAUAAGCCAUUGCGACAAUCUGUGCGGUCUUUGCCGGUGUAGAAGUUUAAAAUGUCCUAGGAUAAAAUGUCCGGGAACAAAGGAUUCUAUUAUGCGCUGAGCUAUUGACGGUCAUUGCCUCUAUAGAACCAUAUGCCAUAAUCUGUCAGAAUACAAUAGGCCCGGACACUUUUUCUAGGGGGGACACUUUUUACUUUUACACCGGCUUUCCGCGGUAUAGUUCAGAAUCGUGCGCAGCAAUCUUCUCAGAACGUGUGCGAUGGUGAUGUCCAUGUACAAUCGUAUACAGGCCUACUGCUUGUAACAAAGCGAAGAGUACAUAUGCAUUAUUCCAUUAUAUUUAUUAUUCAUGAAAGGAUAUGGAUGAGAAAUUUGUAACGACAUGAUACUGUUCAGAGGUGCAUUUUGUAGGAACUAGUUUUAUUUUUACACAACAUUUUGUUGACGGUUGCUUUAAAUGAAAAUGAAAUUGUUAACGAAUUGACUUGGACUAUUGUACUGAAAUAUUAUUAUCAUUGGUUGAAAAGAAUCUUUGAUUCAAGGAAUGUGAUUGCACCAUCCAUCCGAGGGAGAGUCGUUGAUGCGGGAGCUUCUGUAAUUCGGAUCUUGAUUGCCAAUUUAUCAAAUGCUAACAAUGGGUUGUCCUGUGGACUAACCUUCACUGAUGAUCAUAGGCAUAAGUAUGACAGCUGCGGGGUUGUUAAAAAAAUUAGUGGGAUCAUGUGGGACCUUACGGUAUGCUCGAUGUCGCUGCGAGUAUUCUCAUUAUAUUGAUGGAACUUGUUGUUUGAGGAGAGUGUCUAAAAUUCGUUCUAUUUUCUUUGGGCUGCGACAGAAUCUGUAGGCCUACAAGCUUCCAAAAGAGGCCGUUAAAGGUUGGUUAAAAGUGCCGUUCUAUUGGAGUUUUAGAAGUCGCCCUCUCAAACGAACAACUUUUGUCAGCAGCCAAAGACAUGAACCACGUUGCCGCCAAUACCAUAUCCUGUGUCAUAUACACAUUUUGAUGUUGUAUCACUGUUUUACAUUGAUGGUGUGUGGAAUUCCUUCUCUGUAAACUUAUUUCACGACUUAUCGACAAUCUUUAAGCGCUGCUAUUAUGUUGUAAGAAUCUUCAUUUUACUCAGGAGUAACAAAAGGGCGCUAACGUGUGUCCAUCUUUCAGGUAAAAAGAGUUUCGUCUCUACCUCAUGAUAAGAAAUGAGGAGCCUCCAGUCCCCCAAUUCCUCAAAGCUUCUCACGUGAAAAGCGGGUCCAAAACGAGUGAAAUCAAUUUUGGAAGAAUGAUAACUCGAAAAAAGCAAUGUAAACCAUUACAGUGAAGGACCCUUGAGUGUUGGGCAUGAAUGCCGAUCUACCGGCGUUGUGUCUAUUAUCCAUCCUCGGGAGGAGACAGGAUUGACGUUCGCAGCGGAAGGUCGGCAUGGUCAGAAGGGCCAAUUUUUUUCUGAAAUGGGCGAAUGGUCUUGUCUUCAAAGCAACAAGGAAUAUAAAUGAUCUGCUUGGGUUCUGCUCGACUUAUGCUCGAAUCUGAUGAGUCUUCUUAGUGCCUACUUUUAUUAUCUUUUAUGUGUGUUAUCAAGAAAAUGCCUAUAACGACAUUCUUGGUGUUAUGGGUGUAUUGAUAUUGUCAUCACAAUGCUCGGAAAAGACGGGGCAGCAUAAACGUUUCAAGUAACUUAAACCAUAAACUUUCAUGUUGACGAAAAUGGUUCAGCAUGUUUUAACAUAACAGUUGAAGUGUACAAACGUCUUGAAAGCAAUUUUCUAUUAAAAAAAAUGAUUCAAAUUUUAAACUUGUUGUCUUGAAAUUCAAAUUGAUUAUUUUUGUUAAAUCUUCUCUUUACCUUUUGGCAUGCAUGUAUGUUGAAUAAUGCACGAUCGUAUGGGUAUGUGGGACAAAUUAUUUACCCAAAACCGCCCUUUCAGCAAAGACAUGACAACGCUUCGAAAUUAUUUAAAGAUUUGAAAUUUUAAAAUGUGAAAAUAGUAUUAGUUACUGAUUUAUUUUCUUGACGGAAUAAUGUUGUAGUUUGUUACGGUAAGGAAGAGAAAUAUUUUUAUAAACAUAUGUAAAAUGAUCGAAGGCAGUAUAGCCAACUUUGGCAGAAUGUGGCAUUUUAUUGACGUGAACGUGUAAACUGUUUUGUUGUAAUUAAUUGUGUAUGUCAUUACUUUAAACGUAGACUCGAAUGAACCCUUGUACAUUUUUACUUCGGCAGCUUUACACUCAUUUGGGCAUUGAUUCUUAUUCGAUUUGCACCACCAGGUAUAUAUUAGAGACAACUUAUUGUUAUGGGUCUAAAAAUUCAUUGUUCGACAUAUCAGGAGAUCGAACAAUGGGAUAGGCGUUCGUGUUGGCGUUUCGGGGGCUUGCAAAAACUUCCUACCAUCAAGAUGACAUGUUUGGUUAAAACGGAGAAGAUCCUGGUGACUCAGGUUGAAAUUUAGGUUGAUCAAACAUUUUGGAGGGGGGGGGGGGUAUAUCCAUCCUAUAGAUAUGGUUAAGCCCGUUACACACGAGGGACUUCUCACCAACUUAGUUGGAAUUUUAAUUCAUAACAGGAAUCCAGACCAGGUAACUAAUACUUUGCCCGACUGGUUGGAGUUGCUGGCUGCACUACCGACUUGUUCUAUUUCUCAACGACAUCUUUUGUUUAUAUAAGGAUUUUUUUGUUUAUAUAAGGAGUGUGGGGUAGAAAUUUCCCCGUGUGAUUCAGUCAACAACAUAGUUGGGCCAUAUUUUGACUCUUUAUCUUUAUAGACUAAAUAUAGUGCAGGACCUAAAUAUUGCUGGGAUUAUGUCUUUCGUGUGAGUGGGUGAACGACUCUCAACUUCCAGUCACCUGUGCACCUGUUCUUAAUUUUAAAACCAACUAAGUUGGUGAGAAGUCCCUCGUGUGUAACGGGCUUUAGAAUAACUGCCUGUGAUGCCUUGAUGGCUAGGGUCGACCAGGGGGUAUACGUACGAUGCGAAUGUACACAAUACUGCUUCACCAGUGGUUUUACGAUUGAUCUUUCUUUUUUGAAAGGGCGACAAUGGGUUAAAUGAGUACAGGAUUGGCUUGUUAGUUAUAUAACUCCAAUACUUGGCUUUUAAAUUGUCGGGUAAGGGUAUGACAUCACUUGAAAUUAUCACACUACAUGUAUUUGUUAAGAUGUUCAUGUUUCAAUACGUGUUGAGUAGCCGAGAAUUCUAUUGCAAGAUAGCUGUAUUUAGUAUAUAUUUGACUCCAUCUUAUGUUUCCUGCCAUGCUUUCCAUUGCACUUAGAUUGAACAGUGCAUUCUAAAGUACAACGCAAGGUAGCCAACUUAAGAUGAACAAAUAUGGCAACAAACAAAAAUUUGCGCUGGCGCAGUUUCUGCUGUAUUGUCCCGGUUUCAAGGGCGCAUGCGCAAUCAUUUUUUCUCGAAUGAGGUUGAUUUUGUAAGCAUUUUGUGAAGUAUUGAAAAAAAACCGGUUACUGUAUUUGAGUAGUAUGUUGUUUCUUAUCUAAAACAGAAGUUAUGUUCAUUUCGAAUGAAAUUAUUUGAAUGAAUUCGCCAUUUCGGAAUCUGUUCACACCCGGUACUCCGUACAUCUCAGGUUGUUGUCAUGUGACCUUAAAGGUAAAUGUCACAUGAUAGAAAAUAAAUGUAAAUAAUAACUGUAAAUAAAUGGAGGAGAUUGAUCGAAUAGAA